This is a messenger RNA of Diaporthe batatas, 878 nucleotides long. RefSeq lists its product as uncharacterized. The transcript has 4 exons. The record is from RefSeq and is a predicted model, not a curated record. The coding region runs from base 112 to 654 and encodes 180 amino acids. Lineage: Eukaryota; Fungi; Ascomycota; Sordariomycetes; Diaporthales; Diaporthaceae.
CUUGUGUUCAUCUUAGAUUCCCAAUACCCAGUCCCAUUUGCAGACCAUUUCAGUUCUAGCUUUUAGUCACGAGAGCUAAAUAUCGAGGGGCGAGAUCUCUGUCAAGAAAACAUGUCUUCUUCACGCUCAGGUCGAUCAUCCCACGGGCACAAAAAGGAAAGGGGUGCUCAGCGGCCCAUACGGCGGAUAAUCGAGUCACUCCAGUCGCACGCCGUCAAUACCCUCACCGAACUCGUGAGAGUCGAGCGGAUAGCAGCGACAUGUGACGAGAGUGAUGCUGUGGCGUUCCAGGGUCCAAUGACGGAGGCAUGGAGCUACUAUGUCAGCAGUAACCAGUUCCUCACUGAGCUGAGAGGACUCACGAGAAAUUACCCGUUCUGCGGGGACAUCGUGACCGACGCACAGAUGAGGGUACGCAGUGAUCCAGAAAGCAAUCGCAGCUGGAACAUGGCCUGGCUGUGCCUUCAAAAGAUUGUUAAUGACAACCUUGUAGCUACGUAUGCUGCCAUAGAAGCUAUGAGGCCGGAGAUGUGGGGUGGGCGUGAGCCUUCUCCAGAAGAGGCAGACCAGCUGGCUCAGUGCUUUGAAUUCGAGUGGAACAAUGCCGUUACCACCAUGUUGCGCCACUGGUCUGUGACCCCGACUUGGUACUGAUACUGAGGUUGGCACAGCUGGCUGUUGGCCGCCCGGGCGGCAAUACUCAGCUACCAUACCUAGGUAGUCAGCCAGAGGGAAAAUGGAUGCACCCACGUCCUUAUAGGUGUAGAUUUGAUACUUAAACCGAUUGGCAGACUAAGCUAGGGUUUCCAACUCUCCCCCUAGGAUCGCAGAGCUAGAUAUAAUAAAGGAAUACUAGCUAGGUCUAGCUUCUUACUCUA